AUGGCGAUCUCGCGAUCGGCCGUGACGGGAGGGGUGUCAUCUAAAGCAUUUCAGCUCCGUGCUUGGAUUCAAGGCCGUGAAGUGCUAAUGCUCGUCGACUCUGGCAGUACAACUUCAUUCAUCAACAAAAGCUUUGCAGAGGGUAUGGCAGGCAUCCAGCCCUUGUCAAAGGCACACAAGGUGCGUGUGGCUGACGGAGGAGAGCUCAUCUGCUCUGCCAGUGUGCCCAAUUGCACGUGGUGCUCACAAGGGCAUCAGUUCAACACCGAUCUGAAGGUGCUGGACCUAGGCGUCUAUGACGUCAUUCGAGGCAUGGAUUGGCUCAAGGAGCACAGUCCAAUGACAGUCGACUUGCGUGCCAAGCUCAUCGCUAUUCCAUCGCCAAGUGGUGUCAUCAACCUCCGCGGCCACGACAACUCGUCGUCCACUUGUGUCGUCAUCAACGCGUUGCAACUUCAGAGCUUGUGCAGCAAGGGGGCCAUCACUCACAUGGCCCUGAUACAUGAGAUUGCGCCAGAAGGGGACACUAGUUCACCACCUCCAGCCUGCAUACAUCAAGUUCUGAAUGAGUUUGAUGACGUUUUUAAGGAGCCAGUGGGUCUACCCCGCGGCGUGCGUGUGAUCAUCGCAUUCCGCUAA
This is a messenger RNA of Triticum urartu, 639 nucleotides long. Lineage: Eukaryota; Viridiplantae; Streptophyta; Magnoliopsida; Poales; Poaceae. The record is from RefSeq and is a predicted model, not a curated record.